AGUGGCGCAGCGCUGAAGGUGGCUGUGUGUCACCGCCGGGUGAGUCCGCGGUCUGUGCCUGGCCGGGGCGGUGCGACUUUUCCCGGCCAGCUUGGGUCAGAGGAAGCCGAAAGCGGGCUCAGCGAGGUGAAGCGCCAGAGACUGCAGAGGACCCAUCAAAACUUUGCAGACUUCGGGAUGUACCGGGCUAUGUCGCUGAGGACUUGACUCACCUCCUCCUCACUUCCCCACCACCUCCUCCCUUCCCCACCACCUCCUCCCUUUCCGCUCCCACAGUCCAGUCGGCUCGCUCGGGGCUUCCAGCUGUCAGACUCCCCACUCCCCUGAUUUCGUGUCUAGGGGUGGCGACCCAGAAUUCUGUUUGCAUGCACAGCCAGCAGCCGGAGAGCCAGAUCCCCAAACUGGAUAUCUUUUGACUUGGCUGCUAGCCCGGGCCUCAGAGUCUUGAGUGUGGGCCGCUGAGCUUAGGCCCGAGCGCCAUGGCCGAGCGGCAGGCUGGCUCGGCCGCCGGGGACUGGGAGAUCGACGUCGAGAGCCUGGAGCUGGAGGAGGACGGCUGCGGCGCGCCGCCAUCCACGCCACCAGGGCCCAGACUGCCGCUGGCCGACGGUGACGGCGAGGACGACGAUGAUGAUGAUGAGGAGGACGAAGAAGCGGAGGAAGAGGGCAACGGGGAGGAGGCGGGCGCGUCCCCUGGGGUUCCGGGCCAGCGGGAGCAGCAGAUGGGAUUGCCACCCAGGCGGUCGCCAGCGUCCCAGGCCUUGCCUGCCCGGGCGGGGCCCCCAGAGCGCCGCGCGAACGCAGGAGGCGGCUCCGAGCCCCGCAAGCUGAGCCGCACGCCUAAGUGCGCGCGCUGCCGCAACCACGGAGUAGUGUCCUGCCUCAAGGGCCACAAGCGCUUCUGUCGCUGGCGCGACUGCCAGUGCGCCAACUGCCUGCUGGUGGUGGAGCGUCAGCGUGUCAUGGCCGCCCAGGUGGCGCUCCGGAGGCAGCAGGCCACCGAGGACAAGAAGGGGCUUUCUGGGAAACAGAAUAAUUUUGAGCGCAAAGCUGUGUACCAGAGGCAAGUCAGGGCCCCCAGUUUGCUGGCCAAAAGCAUUUUAGAAGUUCUCCUUGGAUUAUUCUACAACUGUAACAAUGUGUACAUAAUGAGCCAUCUUUAGAAAAUAAAAGUGACAUCAGCUCUAGGUAUAGAUUACCUUUUUUAAUAAUGAAAAAAGAUGACAUGGAUAAUAAUGAAACAUUAAUUGAAGCAAGAUGAGUAGCUUCGUCUCUUAAUAUAUAAAGGCCUGGGAAGAAUAUUAAUAUUUCAUUCUGUAAAGUAUGCCUAUUGUAGCAAGCAAGCAAACCCAUAACAACAAAAACAACAAUAACAAAAAAGUUUCAAUGUGGAUAUCUUUCUUGCCAAAGGAAACUAUUUUGAACUGAACCUAUACUUUUGCUUUUUGUAUAACAAAUGCUAGUGAUCUAGAACUGUAAAUAAGUAUUCUGCUGAUUCGUAGUGUUUCUAUUGCCUUCUGGCUUUCCAGGUUUUUCUUUCCUAGAUGUUGAUGACUUUCAUGUGCAAUGUUUGCUUAUUUUAGGAUAUCGCCCCAUUCCAGCGGACACUUACAUAGGAGGGACCUUCUCUCUACCUCCCCCAGUCAGUGACAGGAUGAGGAAAAGAAGAGCCUUUGCUGAUAAAGAGUUGGAGAACAUUAUGCUGGAGAGAGAAUAUAAAGAGAGGGAGAUGCUGGAAACUUCCCAAUCUGCUGCCUUGUUCCUGCCCAACCGCAUGGUGCCAGGACCCGAAUAUAACUCUUACAAAACUGCCUACAGCCCCAGCCCAGUGGAACCGCCAAGCGAAGAUUUCUGCAAUUUUUUGCCUACCUGCCUUGAUCUAACCAUGCAGUAUUCAGGGUCCGGGAAUAUGGAACUAAUUUCUUCCAAUGUCAGUGUGGCCACGACUUACAGACAGUAUCCCUUGUCCUCGAGAUUUUUAGUUUGGCCCAAGUGUGGCCCCAUUAGUGACACCCUUCUCUACCAGCAAUGCCUGCUAAAUGCCACCACUUCUGUUCAAGCCCUGAAGCCUGGGGCCAGCUGGGACUUCAAGGCAGCCCGAGUCCAGGAUGGACUUAGUGCAGAGCAUGACAUGAUGCCACCAAAAUUGGAAGGUUCCCUGGUGCUGCCUCACACUCCUGAGGUCCACACCUCUAGAAGUGACCUUCAUGGUCAUCAGGCUGUCCCCGAGAGGUCCGCAUUCUCCCCACCCCGACGGAAUUUCUCUCCCAUUGUUGACAUGGACUCCUUGGCAGCUCAAGGGCAUGUCUUAACCAAGAUCAGCAAAGAAAACACCAGGCACCCUCUGCCACUUAAACAUAAUCCAUUCCACUCAUUAUUCCACCAAACGCUUAACGAUGCAUCAGGUCCUGAGUUGAAAACACCAUUUGUCAAAGAAGCCUUUGAAGAGACCUCUAAGAAACACAGGGAGUGUUUAGUCAAGGAAAACCAGAAGUACACAUUUACAAUAGAUAGAUGUGCAAAAGACCUUUUCGUAGCCAAACAAGUUGGAACAAAACUCUCAGUGAGCGAGCCGCUGUCAUUUUCUGUUGAGUCUAUUCUUAAGAGGCCUUCGUCUGCUAUCACUCAUGUCUCUCAGUGAAAGGCUGCUUAAACAGAAAGCUGGAUUUUCUGCAGUCUCCCAGGGUUCUUGCCAUUCAUUAAGUUUUUUUUUUUUAAAAGUCAAGAUGUUUGUAUAAAGAAAUUUCUAAUGUAAAAAGUGAUGAUUUCUAAAAAUUCUAUAUAUUCUUAUGCAUGUACUUUUUCUUAUCCCCUAAAUAUAUUUAAAGAUGGAAAUUGCCUAAUGGGCAAAUUGUGAAGUUUCAUGCUUUACACAACAUUUCAAAAAGCAAUAAAAUUGACACUAUCUUCUAAAAGACCCA
Molecule: messenger RNA, 2921 nt
Organism: Nycticebus coucang (slow loris)
Lineage: Eukaryota; Metazoa; Chordata; Mammalia; Primates; Lorisidae
Gene: DMRT2
Product: doublesex and mab-3 related transcription factor 2
Exons: 4
Coding region: 480-1163 (227 amino acids)
Biological process (GO): sex differentiation; regulation of transcription by RNA polymerase II
Cellular component (GO): nucleus
Molecular function (GO): RNA polymerase II cis-regulatory region sequence-specific DNA binding; DNA-binding transcription factor activity, RNA polymerase II-specific
Source: RefSeq, a predicted model, not a curated record